This is a messenger RNA of Musca vetustissima, 891 nucleotides long. RefSeq lists its product as uncharacterized. The record is from RefSeq and is a predicted model, not a curated record. The annotation marks the transcript as partial. The transcript has 2 exons. Lineage: Eukaryota; Metazoa; Arthropoda; Insecta; Diptera; Muscidae.
AUGGAUGUUUAUCUGAUUCCUGAUUUAGAGAAUUGUAUGUAUUGUGGUAUUGAUUUUUGGAAGGAAUUUAAUGUUGCACCUAAAGUCAUUAGCAGUCUUGAGAUCAGUUCCAAUAAUGAAGAUUCUGAUGCAUACGUUCUGUCUCCAGAUCAGUUGGCUAUGCUUGAAAAAGCUAACGAAAGUUUUCGGGACUUUGAUAAGCAUGGUCUCGGUAAGACAACUAUUAAGGAUCACGUUAUUGAUACCGGGGAUGCUGUUCCUAUCAAGCAACGUCAUUACCCCGUGUCUCCGGUCGUUGAAUCCUUAAUUUACCAAGAACUCGAUCGUAUGAUUAGUUUAGGGGUCAUUGAACCAAGUACAUAUCCAUUGAAUUCUCCAGUAACUCUUGUUCGUCGAGGAAUGGCCUCCUGUUUCAGACGUUUCAUUCGCGACUAUGCCGAAAUUACAGCUCCAAUAACCAAUACUUUGAAGAAAGGGAAAAGUUUUUGUUUUGACGAUCAGGCAAUUGAGUCCUUCAAUAAAUUGAAAGUAGCUUUGACUACUAGUCCGGUUUUAAGUCAUACAGUAUUUGAUAAAAGAUUCUACGUACAGUGUGAUGCUUCCAAUCUUGGUAUGGGUGCAGUUUUGUAUCAGCUAGAUGCUGAAGGCCUGGAACGUCCUAUAGCUUUUCAUUCCGCGCAGUUGUCGAAGGCUGAACGAAACUACAGCGUCACUGGACGCGAAUGUUUAGCGAUUAUCAGUACCAUUCAGAAAUCCCUACCGUUCAUAGAACUUAUGCCUUUCACUGUAGUCACAGAUCACAAUGCACUGAAGUGGCCUGAAAGGACCUUAGCGGUCGCUUGGCUAGAUGGAGUCUUAAGCUCCAGUCCUUUAAUUUUGACAUUCAGCACC